AGCUCACCAGGAAAUGGGGAUUGGAGGGUCCCAAAAUAAUAUGUGUUGUAAAACAGGAGAAACAUAAAAUGCGACAUUAUCGGAAUUUGUUCUAAACUGGAAACCUCUACCACCUGAGGUUAACCUCUGCACGAGUUGGCACCGUGGCACAGCCAGUGCGUCGGGAUGUAUCAAAUAUGACGAGGGGCCAUAACCUAAAUCGCCGAGGAGCGGAUUGAUAAUAAUAAUAAUAAUAAAGGGUGGACAGUGCCGUUGACCGUGGGUGAUCGGGAUCCAGGAAAAUGACGGACCUCGACGAGUGGAUAAACAUCGCCAAGAAUUGCAAGUACCUGCCCGAAAACGACCUGAAGAAACUGUGCGAUAUCGUCUGUGAUCUUCUGCUCGAAGAGGCCAACGUUCAGCCCGUAUCGACCCCAGUCACAGUCUGCGGCGACAUCCAUGGCCAGUUUUAUGAUAUGGAACAGCUUUUCCGAUCGGGGGGCCAAGUUCCUGACACCAACUACAUAUUCAUGGGCGAUUUUGUUGACCGUGGCUAUUACAGUCUAGAGACCUUCACGAGGCUCCUCACCCUAAAAGCUCGCUGGCCAGACAAGAUAACCCUGCUCAGGGGCAAUCACGAAACACGCCAAAUCACUCAAGUCUACGGUUUCUACGACGAAUGCCAUAACAAAUAUGGAAAUGCGAAUGCUUGGAAGUAUUGUUGUAAAGUUUUUGAUAUGUUAACUAUUGCAGCUUUAAUUGAUGAACAAAUUCUCUGUGUACAUGGAGGCCUUUCACCAGAUAUUAUGACCUUAGAUCAAAUAAGGUGUAUAGAAAGAAACAAAGAAAUUCCUAAUAAAGGAGCAUUCUGUGAUCUCGUUUGGUCGGAUCCUGAUGAUAUAGACACAUGGAGCGUGAGCCCUAGAGGAGCCGGAUGGCUUUUCGGUGCGCUGGUCACAAAGGAAUUCAUGGAAUUGAACAAGCUCAAAUUGAUUUGUCGAGCCCAUCAACUUGUUCAUGAAGGUCUUAAAUAUAUGUUUGACGAUCAACUUGUCACCGUAUGGUCCGCCCCAAACUACUGCUACAGGUGUGGUAACAUCGCGGCGAUCCUCGCCUUCAAGACUGUCGGCCAGAGUGAGCCGAUCACUUUUGCAGCCGUCCCGGAGAAUGAGAGGGUGAUCCCACCAAGAAACAUAACCCCCUACUUCCUAUAGCAGCCAGAAGCCUGGUACUGGAAAGCCGCUUCUCAUUAUUUUUUUGCAUUGAACAGACUUGUCUGUUGUUAUUGUUAUAAUUAAAACCGAACAGAAUAAGGGGGAGUAGAGGCUAUAAAGCAAAAAAUCUGUUCAGAAAAUGAAAGAGAAUUUUUUUUAACUGAGAAAAAGAGAUGUUGAGGUUUAUCAUUAUAAAAUGUGUGAUCUGAUUGUUGUGCAUAUUGUAUUCCGUAUUUAAGUUUGUACCUGUGAUGUCCAGUGUAUUUAUAUUACAUUUUCCUAAUGUUUUUAUUCUAAUUUUUCAAGAUUUUUUUUCUUUCAAUUAUAUCGAUAUGUGGCUUUAAUUCACCUUAUAAACAGUUCGUUCAGUUAAAAGCAUAACAAAAUAUAAUUUGUUACCAAUGCCUAUUAGUAAAUAGAUUUUGUAAUUUAA
Cimex lectularius (bed bug) is the source of this 1626-nucleotide messenger RNA. RefSeq names its product serine/threonine-protein phosphatase 6 catalytic subunit (gene PpV). Gene Ontology annotation, cellular component: cytoplasm. The coding region runs from base 282 to 1193 and encodes 303 amino acids. Gene Ontology annotation, biological process: peptidyl-serine dephosphorylation; G1/S transition of mitotic cell cycle. The record is from RefSeq and is a predicted model, not a curated record. The transcript is spliced from 7 exons. Lineage: Eukaryota; Metazoa; Arthropoda; Insecta; Hemiptera; Cimicidae. Gene Ontology annotation, molecular function: protein serine/threonine phosphatase activity.